AUGGACUCAUCAUUUCCAGGCCAUCAUGAAACUACCACAAAACAAAAUAUGGACUCCUCAUUUCCAGGCCGUCAUGAAACUACCACAAAACAAAAUAUGGACUCCUCAUUUCCAGGCCGUCAUGAAACUACCACAAAACAAAAUAUGGACUCAUCAUUUCCAGGCAAUCACGAAACUACCACAAAACAAAAUAUGGACUCAUCAUUUCCAGGCCGUCAUGAAACUACCACAAAACAAAAUAUGGACUCAUCAUUUCCAGGCCGUCAUGGAACUACUACAAAACAAAAUAUGGACUCAUCAUUUCCAGGCCAUCAUGAAACUAUCAAAAAACAAAAUAUGGACUCAUCAUUUCCAGGCCAUCAUGAAACUACCACAAAACAAAAUAUGGACUCCUCAUUUCCAGGCCGUCAUGAAACUACCACAAAACAAAAUAUAGACUCAUCAUUUCCAGGCAAUCACGAAACU
This is a messenger RNA of Lottia gigantea (owl limpet), 465 nucleotides long. RefSeq lists its product as hypothetical. The annotation marks the transcript as partial. The transcript has a single exon. Lineage: Eukaryota; Metazoa; Mollusca; Gastropoda; Lottiidae. The record is from RefSeq and is a predicted model, not a curated record.